AUGGCACGGAUUUCAGCAUAUGUGGACCGCGUGUUUCGAAGGUCGAAAAAGAGCAAAGGAACCGCAAAUGAACGAUCAACUGGGGUUGACCAGCCUGGUAUCACUACGACGAGCCCCGGAGACGCGCCCCUGCCCGCUAUGACGGUCUUUCCUGGCCCUGAGAACAAUACCAGGACGCAGUUGCCAGCCGAGUCAGUCACGACCCCCAAUUCGCCAACAACUUCGAUCACACUUGAGCAAACAACGACUAAGCCGCCAAUGGUGGAAGAAAAUGCCGACCGAGAGGUCCAGGUGGACCCUUGGACCCGGGCCUUUGAAUUGUUCCAAGAAAGAACUGACGAUCAAGAGCUCGUGUCCGCAUACACAGACCACCUAGGCUUUGUACAAGGCGAUGGUAGUGCUGGACCGGAUCUUUCGCGCAAAAGUUCUGUCGAAACCGUCGUGGAGAAACUUCUGGAGGAUCGAGAUCAAAAGCAGUGGAAGAUUACAAUCAUGGACCGCGACAUCAAGAUACGAUCACAACUUGAGAAACUUGCGAAAUUCCUCAGUUGGUCUGAUCCGGUCGUGAAGAGUGCUGUCAGUACUCAACCAUAUGCGGCGCUUGCAUGGUCCGGCGUAUCCUUAAUUCUGCCUUGGCGUCACACAAAACGCAGAUAUGCUGGAGGGGUUCAACAACACUGGGGACCUCCAGAUGUAUUGGCAAGUUUGCGAGCAGGAAUAUCUUGA
Molecule: messenger RNA, 726 nt
Organism: Aspergillus melleus
Lineage: Eukaryota; Fungi; Ascomycota; Eurotiomycetes; Eurotiales; Aspergillaceae
Exons: 2
Coding region: 1-726 (241 amino acids)
Source: RefSeq, a predicted model, not a curated record